GCUGACUCAGACAAAGAAGCUUCUAGGAUCGUCUUAUUAGGAAAAUUCUAAACUGAAAAAUGAGGAUUAUGCUGUGGUGUUUGACUCUAAUUCUUUUCAGCUUUAUCGAAUCUCGAUCAGAGCGUUUACAGGUGCUUGGUCCAGAAGAGCCUCUUGUUGCUGUGGUUGGUGAAGAUCUGGUUCUGCCCUGUUUUAUCAAACCCAACACAAGUGCUGUGGACAUGACAGUGGAGUGGUUCAAACUCUAUGUAGAAGACUCAUUAGUGCAUCUCUAUAGGGAUCAUGAAGACAAAAAUGAAGGUCAGGCUCAGUCCUAUAGAGGAAGAACAUCACUUUUUAAAGAGGAGCUACAGAAAGGCAAUGUUUCACUCAAACUCUCAGAUCUCAGAGUCUCUGAUGAAGGAGAAUAUAAGUGUCUUGUUGAGGACAAUUCCUGGUAUGAUGACAUCACUGUGAACGUCAUUGUGGAGGCUCAGGGAAGCCACCCAGUGAUAAUGAUGGAGAGUUUUGGUAACUCAGGAGGGAUUAAUCUAGUGUGUGAGUCCAGAGGCUGGAACCCUGAACCUGAUGUUCUGUGGCUGGACAGAGAAGGAGUCACUCUGACUGCUGAAGAUACACAGAUACACAGAGACACUGAGGGCUUCAGUGUGAAAAGCCGCAUCACUGUUUAUGAUUAUAGCGACUCCAACAGGUUUUAUUGCAGACUUCAGCAACAACAUCACAUGCUGGAGACAGAGAUUAUCAUCAAUAGUAAAGUCUUUGAUGCUUGGAAGUGGAUUGUUGGGAUUUCAGUUUCAGCAUGUCUUAUUGCUGUUGGAUUGAUCAUAACUGCAACUGUUUGCAAUUAUCACAAGGAAGAGAUAAAGAAGGAGAAGCAGUCCACAGAGAGGCAGAUACGGAGGCUGGAAGCUGAACUGCAGAGACAUCGUGUGGAAUAUGCCUUUUUAAAGAAGAAGCAGUAUGCAGUGGAUGUGACUCUGGAUCCUGAUACAGCUCAUCCUGAUCUCAUCCUGUCUGCUGAUGGAAAACAAGUGAGAGAUGGAGAUGAACAACAAAAUCUCUCUGAUACACCACAGAGGUUUGAUACAUGUCCAGGAGUUCUGGGAAAGCAGAGUUUCUCCUCAGGAAGAUUUUAUUAUGAGGUUCAGGUAAGAGGGAAAACUGACUGGUCAUUAGGAGUCAUGAGAGAGAACAUUAACAGGAAGGGGAAGAUUACACUGAGUCCUCAGAAUGGAUUCUGGACUAUGGUACUGAGGAAUGAGAAUCAGUAUAAGGCUUGUGCUUGUCCCUCUGUUCCCAUCACACUGAGAGAGAAGGUGGAGGUUGUGGGGGUGUUUGUGGAUUAUGAGGAGGGUCUGGUCUCCUUUUAUGAUGUGAAGUCCAAAUCUAAUAUCUACUCUUUCACUGGUCAGUCUUUCACUGAAAAACUCUAUCCAUACUUUAGUCCUUAUUUACAUCAUGAAGGUACAAAUUCAGCACCACUGAUCAUCUCUCCUGUAUUUAAGACUGAAUAAAUUUAAACCUCACAAAUUUCAUUCUAGAAUAAAUGUUGAGAAUAAUUUAUUUGUUUAACUUUACAAAUACAUAUUCUCAUUUAAAAUGUUUCAAAUUACAUUAUAACAUCUGUAAUCCUACAGUCUGUUAUUAAAGAUAAUAAUCCUACAGUCUGUUAUUCAUCAUCAUUACAAAUCAAAUAUCAAGCUCAAGAUACAGUUUACACUGAACAUUACUGCAGAUUUUAAUAUUAUUACCAUUGUCUUUUGGCUGCUCCCUGAUCGGACACCACAGCAGAUCAUCUGAUCCACAUCUCUUAUUUGUUUUUACACUAGAUGCCUUUCCUGAUGCAACUCAACCAUCUUAUCCAGGCGUAGUACGAGCACUGAGCCCUUAGUGGCUGUGUUGGUUUCCUAGUUCUGGGUUCUGGGUUCUGAGAACUGAGUUACCUGGUACUGUAUACUAUACCUGAUUUGGCUUUGAACUACAACAUGGAUGAUGGCAAUCAAUGUCUCAUCAUUAACUCUAUCAUUUUCAUCCAUAUGCUUUAAUGUUUAAAAAUAUAGGAGAAACAGAUGUCACUAACACAACCGGAAAGUAGCUCAGGCUUAAAAUACAACAGUGAUGGUGGUAAUCUGUCUGUUUUAUUAACUCAUUUCAUCACACUUCACCCUAGUGGCAAAGCUGUGGGGAAAUGGAUGGGUUUAUGUGGACCCAACAUGAAAUGUUUGUAUGUUAAGUUGCAGAACUGUAGUACAUUGAUAAAUGCAUGGUGCAAAUUUUACCAUAGAUUAACAUCUUGAUCCAAGAUAGCUGCACGGCAGUAGCAUGCAACGGCCACUCCUGAUACAUUAUGGUGCUAUUUACGUUUUUAUUUACAUUUUUUUUAGCUCUGACUUUGUUUUAUGUAGCACUAUGGUCCUGGAGAAACAUUGUCUUAUAUCACUGUGUACUG
This is a messenger RNA of Tachysurus fulvidraco (yellow catfish), 2449 nucleotides long. Its product is annotated as butyrophilin subfamily 2 member A2-like. Lineage: Eukaryota; Metazoa; Chordata; Actinopteri; Siluriformes; Bagridae. The transcript has 10 exons. The coding region runs from base 60 to 1514 and encodes 484 amino acids. Gene Ontology annotation, molecular function: protein binding. The record is from RefSeq and is a predicted model, not a curated record.